This is a messenger RNA of Monodelphis domestica (gray short-tailed opossum), 1168 nucleotides long. It is a transcript of the gene SMIM30, whose product is annotated as small integral membrane protein 30. The record is from RefSeq and is a predicted model, not a curated record. Lineage: Eukaryota; Metazoa; Chordata; Mammalia; Didelphimorphia; Didelphidae.
GCGGGGAAGGAGAGGGAGGAAAACGCAAGGGAGGGUUUCGAGGAUCACGGGAACUGUAGGCCGUUUGAAUUGUGGGAAGUGUAGUCUCAUGAGGUGGCCUUCCUCUUUAGCCUUAUUCUUGUAAUGGCUGCUUCCUGUCCGGUACCAUAAAGGGAAGCCCCUGGAUCCUUAAGCUCGAAGGCAGUCUUCCCGCAGAUUGCUGCUAGAUAACCCAGCUUUGGAUUUUAGACUUGAUUAUUUUCCUUGAGUCCUCCAGAUCCAGACAACAUGGCUUCAGUCGGAGAUAUCUCCAAAGCGCUCCUAGUCCUCAUUUCACUGCUCUGUGUGCUGCCUGUUGUUGAAGCAGUAGAAGCCGGAGAUGGCAUAGCACUUCUGCUGGGCAUGUUUCUCAGCCUUACGGGCAUCUGUGCCUGUUUGGGAAUAUACGCCAGGAAGAGGAAUGGACAGAUGUGACUUUGGGGGGAGGGUCUCCCGAGUCAAACAUAGAUGUGCAGAUCUCUCUGUGUUUGAGAUUUAACUGAGAAAUCAGUUUCUUAAAAAUCAAGGUCCAGUUAGCAAGUAAAUGGUUAUUUUCUAUUCUUUGGAAGAUGUUGCCUUAAAAUGUAAAAGCUGCUUUAUGUGAAAAUGGAAGGAAGGGUCAUUUUAUUCAUUUUUGAGUGUAAGCCUGAUUGUUCACCAAAGUAAAAACGGUCCAAGAACUUGUAAAUGUUUAUGGGAAGGGAUGAUGGAGGGUGCUGUCAAAGAAAUAAGAUGACUAUAAUUUAUCCUAAAUGAUGUUCUAUGGCUUCUGGAGUAAUAAAAGGUAUAGGACAAAGAAACUGUCUGUUUAGAUCUGUUGGAUGUCAGAUAUUUUCUGUAUCCUUAAAUGCCAAGAAAAUGCUCCCCAAAGAGGAGUAGAGGAAGCCUUAUUCUGUAUAUGUGUCAAAGAAUUUGUCUAGUUUGUAGCCCCAGAUAAACACUUCAUUUAAACAUAAAAUUCAGUUAGUAGGCAUUUGGAAAUUUAGAAAAAGUUUUUCUUCAUAAGGAAUUUAGAAACACAUAUGUUACUGCAUAUUUGCUUAUUUAAAUAAUGGAAAGGUUUAAUGCUUUUAAAAAGUUUUAUAUUGAUUACUAAGUACCUCUGUAAAACACAUUAAAAUAAACAUCAGACUUGCACUAAUGAAAUGAA